Molecule: messenger RNA, 522 nt
Organism: Arachis ipaensis
Lineage: Eukaryota; Viridiplantae; Streptophyta; Magnoliopsida; Fabales; Fabaceae
Source: RefSeq, a predicted model, not a curated record
AUGGUGCUGCAAAAGAUGGGAUUUGGGCAUAAAUGGAGAGCAUGGUUUAUGGAGUGUGUAGCUACUGCGUCUAUGUCGGUAUUGAUAAACGGCUCGCCGUCUAAACCGUUCAACAUGGAAAGAGGCUUGAGACAAAGUGACCCACUAUCCCCGUUCUUGUUUGUACUGGUUGUGGAUGUGCUGCAUCGAAUGAUUGGAGAGGCAGUGAGGAACGGUCGUAUAUCACCGUUGCUGGUUGGUAGAGAUAAUGUAGCAUUGUCACACCUUCAGUUCGUUGAUGACACUAUCCUCUUUUGCCCACAAGAAGAGGAGACUAUUAAGAAUUACAAGAGGUUUCUGCGAUGCUUCGAGUUGAUGUCAGGCCUGAGUAUCAAUUUUGAUAAGUCCAGCCUGAUCCCAAUUAAUUGUGAGGAGCAAUGGGUCGAGCGUAUGUGUAACUUGCUGGGUUGUAAGGGGGAUGCCCUUCUAGUUAAAUACCUUGGAAUCUCUUUAGGAGCUAAUCCGAGGUUGGUGAAGACAUGA